AUGGCUGGUCUCCACCGACCGGCGUCCGUCCUUGGACUGGUGUCAUCCAAGCAUGGCCGCAGCAGCUUGUUCCUCCACCUCGUCCAGGCAGUGGCGGUGCUCCUGGGCUCCUCGGACCUCGGCCCAUGCCACCCCAGGCAUACACCAUUGUACCUCAGUGCCAACCCCGUGCAGCACCGCCGUACCAAACACAUUGAGAUCGAUAUUCAUUUUGUUCGAGACAAGGUUCAGCAUUCUACAAUCUCCACUGAGAAGCUGGCGCGCGUCGCCGUGCGCCACGACCUCUACCCGCUGCUCCGACGCAACUGCCCUCGCCUCGAUCUCUUGGUAGGACAGUUUAUCCAGUCAGUGAAACAAGAGUUAGAGGAUGACCUUGGCACUACGCCCUAUGGUGGCACUGUAUUUAAGGCUCCCAAGGUGCUUGCUGAUAUAGUUGAGGCCAUUGCCGCUGCUGUCUAUGUGGAUUGCAACUUUAAUCUUGAAAAGAUCUGGAAGGUAACAAGGUUCCUCUUUGAGCCCAUUGUCACGACAGAAACAAUAGAUGAGCAACCUGUGUCUACGUUGCAUGAACUGUGCCAGAAACAUGGGAAAGAUGUAAAAUUCAAGACUUGGCAGAAGGGUGGAACAGUGGUUGUAAAUGUAUUUGUUGGUGGGGCACUUGUUGGGAUGGGCUCCUCAGAGCAGAUGGUAAUCGCUAAGCUCAAUGCCACCCGGGAUGCACUAAGCAAGCUUCUUGGUGGAGGCAAUCAGCAAGUGUCGACAACUGGAGUUAGCCAUGGAUUGGGGGUUGAGGUUGGAGAGCUUAGGGAAUGCAAGCAGAAGCUUAUUGAGCAGUGCAGCAGGAAGCAUUGGCCAAAACCCAUCUUUAAGUAA
Messenger RNA from Triticum aestivum (bread wheat), 873 nucleotides. Its product is annotated as ribonuclease 3-like protein 2. The coding region runs from base 1 to 873 and encodes 290 amino acids. Gene Ontology annotation, biological process: siRNA processing. NCBI's taxonomy places the organism in Eukaryota, Viridiplantae, Streptophyta, Magnoliopsida, Poales, Poaceae. The record is from RefSeq and is a predicted model, not a curated record. Gene Ontology annotation, cellular component: cytoplasm; nucleus. The transcript is spliced from 5 exons. Gene Ontology annotation, molecular function: RNA binding; ribonuclease III activity.